This is a messenger RNA of Cladocopium goreaui, 255 nucleotides long. The record is from the annotation of a GenBank genome assembly. NCBI's taxonomy places the organism in Eukaryota, Dinophyceae, Suessiales, Symbiodiniaceae.
AUGGAAGAGCUCCUUACUGGACGGAAGAGGCUCGAGAUUGGCGAAGGCUCACUGGUGCAGGAUGGUGAAUGGAAGAAGGAAGACGAAGAGGAUGGCCUGAUGGAGCUUCACCUGAUGAGCCAUGUUGAACUCCAGGAGUUGACACCAGGAAGUCCAUGGAAGGCCGUCGCAGAGGAAGUCGCUGCGCAGAAAUGGAAACCAAGGCGACGAAUGGACAGCUGUUGCACUGAAUGCCCGGCACUGGAAUCACAGUGA